Molecule: messenger RNA, 1341 nt
Organism: Megalopta genalis
Lineage: Eukaryota; Metazoa; Arthropoda; Insecta; Hymenoptera; Halictidae
Gene: SdhB
Product: Succinate dehydrogenase, subunit B (iron-sulfur)
Biological process (GO): respiratory electron transport chain; aerobic respiration; tricarboxylic acid cycle
Cellular component (GO): mitochondrial membrane
Molecular function (GO): oxidoreductase activity; electron transfer activity; 2 iron, 2 sulfur cluster binding
Source: RefSeq, a predicted model, not a curated record
GGGAGUGUAGCAGUAAAGUUGGUACACAUUCACGUGCAAACUUACAUAACACAGGUACCGCAAACGCCUCCACUUCAAUUCAUAUUUUAAAAAAUGGCUAGCAUCACCCCACAAGCUUGCAGAAAUGUAUUUCGGCAAGUUAGAGGUUUACAUACCUCUUCUAACCAAAAUGCAGCAGCCAGGAUGAAAACCUUUUCUAUAUAUCGUUGGAAUCCAGAUAAACCUGAUGAAAAACCACAUAUGCAAGAUUAUAAAGUAGAUUUAAAUGCCUGUGGACCUAUGGUUUUGGAUGCAUUGAUUAAAAUAAAAAAUGAGAUUGAUCCAACUUUAACUUUUCGUCGUUCUUGCCGUGAAGGCAUUUGUGGUUCUUGUGCUAUGAACAUUGGUGGCACAAAUACUUUGGCAUGUAUUAGCAAAAUUGAUACUAAUUUAGGCUCAAGUAGCAAGAUCUAUCCUUUACCACAUAUGUACAUAGUAAAAGACUUAGUUCCCGAUUUGAAUAACUUUUAUAAUCAGUAUAAAAGUAUACAGCCAUGGUUACAACGUGGUGACAGGAAAGAAGUUGGCUCCAAGCAAUACUUGCAAAGUGUUGACGACCGUAAAAAAUUGGAUGGUCUCUAUGAAUGCAUAUUAUGUGCUUGCUGUAGCACUUCUUGUCCAUCAUAUUGGUGGAAUGGUGAUAAAUACUUAGGACCUGCUGUACUUAUGCAAGCCUAUAGGUGGAUCAUUGAUUCACGAGACACUCAGACAAAAGAACGUCUUUCGAAAUUGCAAGAUCCGUUUUCAGUAUACCGUUGUCACACUAUUAUGAAUUGUACUCGCACUUGUCCAAAGGGAUUAAAUCCUGGAAAGGCAAUUGCAGAAAUAAAGAAACUGUUAGCCAACAUUAGUGAGAAAGAAAAACCAGGUCUUGAUGCUGCUGUAUAACCAUUCUGCUUCUAGCCGUUUCCCUGGAUCGAUUGUGUACUUCUGCCGUUCGGGAAGUUAUGCCAAAUAUGUCUUCAUGAUAACGAUUUUCGUCCUUGGAAGAAAAACAAGAAGAGAUGAAACAAUGUGAAUUUAUUGUUUAAACGAUAAGCAGCGAUACAACUUACACGUAGAGACAGCAUGUAUGCUUCGACUUGUUUAUCUGUCAUUUCACUGUGCGUUUGUAUAAUUUGCUUCAAUGUUUGAUAAACAUCUUCCGCCAUUGUGCAGUCACCGCAUACAUAGAAGUGACCGCGUUUGUUCAUCAACAUAUCAUGAAUUUGUGGUGCUUCCGUCUGAAUCAAAUCUUGCACAUAUGUCUAUAACAAAUAAUAACAAAAUAUUAGGCAUUAAAAAUAAUGAGAACCUAUCAAA